UUAAAACUUAAUUAACAGCAGGAACUUCGUCGAUCGAUCAAGUGAGACAGUUCGUUUAAUUGAUUUUAUUAUUAUUUCGAGUUUGUGCUGAAAUGGCUGCUGCUGCGUUAACCGAAACUCCUAAAUACUGUGAAAUUUGCGGAGAUCCAGAAGUAUCAAAUUUUUACGGAGCAUUCACGUGCAUUUCUUGUACAGACUUCUUUAAAGAGAAUAUACUCCUCCGAAGAGAGGUAAUCCCUUGUUCUUUCGGAAGCGGUAAAUGUUCUCUAAAUAAAAGGUAUGGUGUCCCGUGUAAAUUUUGUCGUUUAAGCAAGUGCUACGACGUCAAAAUGGAUUACGCAAAAGUCUUCAGCCAAUUGCCUAGUGAUUAUAAACGUGAAACAUGUACCGAAGAAAAAUAUUAUUUGCUGUUUUGUGAUCAACAAGAUUCAUUCCUGGAUUGUCUGAUGUACAUGGAGCAAUACUUUUACAAAUGGCUAAAUUCUCUUCCAAGUUUCCGUAAUUUAAGCGAGGAACGAAAGAAAAGCCUAAGAUUGAGGUCUUACGCGAAGGGUACAAUCUUGCAAUUAAUAGAGAGAUCGCUAAACGUUUACGAGAUGCUUCGAUUACACAAUUCUUUUAUUUGCUGUAUGACGGACGUGGAUAUGAUCUUUUUAAAUUUAAUAAGACUGAUAAGCGAUUCUCGAAGUAAUUAUUUCAAAAUAGCGAAAAGAUUGGAAGCCUCUGGUAUGACACACAUGGAAGCAUUUUCGGCCUUGAAGCUGCAAUUAGCACUACCACAAGAUGUACGUGUAGAUGACAAAAAUUUGAGACUCGGAAACGGUUUCCACGAGCAAUUGCAAAAGAUCGUUGAUAUGUUAAUACAGUAUAUGGAGUCGAAUUACGUACGCUUCAAAGGUAAAGAGAACUUUGUAGCGAUCGAAAAAUUAAACUUAUUUGACUAUUCUUCGGACAUUCCCGAAGAUAAAUAUCCACACAAUGAAAUUCGCCUUCUGUCUUAUGAUUGAUUGAAACCAUUGAUUUCAACGAUUAGUGUACUCCGUACUUAUUUUAAGAUUACGUGAAAGACUGCUGUAUUGAAAAACUAAGAUUUUUAACGGGUUUUAAUACGAUUUUAUGUAUAUUUAGUCAAUUGUUUUAAAAAGAAUGACUUUAAGUCUUGUUUUUUAAAUCGGAAAUAAAGUUUUCU
Messenger RNA from Centruroides sculpturatus (bark scorpion), 1189 nucleotides. Its product is annotated as nuclear hormone receptor family member nhr-111-like. The transcript is spliced from 8 exons. Gene Ontology annotation, molecular function: zinc ion binding; RNA polymerase II cis-regulatory region sequence-specific DNA binding; nuclear receptor activity. The record is from RefSeq and is a predicted model, not a curated record. Lineage: Eukaryota; Metazoa; Arthropoda; Arachnida; Scorpiones; Buthidae. Bases 93 to 1007 code for a protein of 304 amino acids. Gene Ontology annotation, biological process: regulation of transcription by RNA polymerase II; cell differentiation; anatomical structure development.